Molecule: messenger RNA, 2872 nt
Organism: Pipistrellus kuhlii (Kuhl's pipistrelle)
Lineage: Eukaryota; Metazoa; Chordata; Mammalia; Chiroptera; Vespertilionidae
Gene: CLDN2
Product: claudin 2
Exons: 1
Coding region: 183-875 (230 amino acids)
Biological process (GO): bicellular tight junction assembly; calcium-independent cell-cell adhesion
Cellular component (GO): plasma membrane; bicellular tight junction
Molecular function (GO): structural molecule activity
Source: RefSeq, a predicted model, not a curated record
GUCUUCUAGAUGCCUUCUUGAGCCUGAUUGUGGCCACCCACAGACACUUGUAAGGAGAAGAGAAGUCAGCAUAGCAGAGAGACUCUGAAAUUAGGAAAUAGAGGCUGGGAUUCAAGGAGCAAGAGCUGCAGCCAGAACACAAGAAGGCAAGCCCUGAAGACACUUCUACUGAGAGGUCUGCCAUGGCCUCUCUUGGCAUUCAACUUAUAGGCUAUGUCCUGGGCUUUCUGGGACUGUUGGGCACCCUGGUGGCCAUGCUGCUCCCCAGCUGGCGAACAAGUUCUUAUGUUGGUGCUAGCAUUGUGACGGCAGUCGGCUUCUCCAAGGGUCUCUGGAUGGAGUGUGCCACGCACAGCACAGGAAUCACCCAGUGUGACAUCUACAGCACCCUUCUAGGCCUGCCCCCCGACAUCCAGGCUGCCCAGGCCAUGAUGGUGACGUCCAGUGCAAUUUCCUCGUUGGCCUGCAUUAUCUCUGUGGUGGGCAUGAGAUGCACAGUCUUCUGCCAGGAUUCCCGAGCCAAGGACAGAGUGGCGAUAGUGGGUGGAGUCUUAUUCAUCCUUGGAGGCCUCCUGAGCUUCAUCCCUGUUGCUUGGAAUCUUCAUGGGAUCUUGCGGGACUUCUACUCCCCAAUGGUGCCUGACAGCAUGAAAUUUGAAAUUGGAGAGGCCCUUUACUUGGGCAUUAUUUCCUCCCUGUUCUCCCUGGUAGCUGGAGUCAUCCUCUCCUUUUCCUGCUCACCCCAGGGAAAUCGCCCUAACUACUAUGAUGCCUACCAGGCCCAGCCCCUCGCCACUAGGAGCUCUCCAACACCUGGUCAACCACCCAAAGUCAAGAAUGAGUUUAACUCCUACAGCCUGACAGGGUAUGUGUGAAGAACCAGGGGCUAGAGCUGGGGGUGGUGGUGGCUGGGUUUGUAAAAACCAGUGGACAGCCCCCCCCCUCCCUCGGGGCCACAGGUGAGGGACAUUGCUGCUGGAUUAUGUCAGAAGGUGGUGCUGAGGAUAGACUGACUUUGGCCAUGGGAUCAAGAGAAUGCAAAAAUGAAUGCUGGUGUGACAGUGUCCAGGUUGAACUGUCAAUAUGCUUACCAAAUCAGUCUUUUUGUUUCCUUCACCUUAGUUCCCAACCCUACACCCUGAAUCGUGCAACCCUCAACUCCAAAUCCAUCCCCUACUCUAGGCCAGACUCCAUAGCUCCAAUUUGCUUUUUGGUUUACCUGGUAAUCCAUUCAUAAACCCACUGAUCACAUCCCAUGGACUGACGCUUUCUGUGAUCAAAGACCAUCCCUCUGGCUGAGGUUGACUCUCAGCUCAUUGGUGGGGGUUGAGAAAAGAAAGAGUGGUGGCUUUUAUAAAGAUGGUUAAAAUCCUCCUCCUCAAGCUUCCCUCCAAAUAAGCUGACUGGCCACUAAUGGGCCCUGGAGAGUCCAUUCCAGUCUUGUUAUGACUCCACAGUGCUCAGACUCAUUUGUGCACAAACAGAAAUAGAGCCAUCACACUGUACAGAGGGAACAAAGAACAACUGGAUGCAGGAUGACAGGGAAGGAAGGUAGCUGAGGACCCAAAAGACCAGAGCCACUUCUCAGAGAAAUUCCAGAAUUCUCUCACACUUCUGUGUUAGGGAUCUAGCCCACAGCUAGAGGAAAACAAGGAAAGAAGAUAUGAUGUAAAGUUCCACUCCAGGCAGCAGCAGACCCUUACUCCAUUGAGGAACUGCCUCAGAAGCUGCAGCCCCAACUUUCACUGAAGUUUCUGCCUCCCUCUGAGGCACCUGACCUGGCCUCCUAUUAAAUAACAAGGCUAAGGGCCCCACACAAUGAUUUCCUUAAGAAUGGGAAAUUAAUUUUUCUAGAGAUGGCCCUUGACUGGGAGGUGAGAGUGUGGGAGCUAUGGGGACUGUGAAAGAUAUCAUUCCUGGAAAGAUAUCAUGCCCAAGAAAGAAUAAGGACUUUGAUAUAUCAGAAGCUAGGUGGACAUGUGUGCUUCUUUAGUAGAUGUUUCUUUUGGGCCAGAGAGAGUCAGCUUCCCAGAGAGACUUCAAACCUAAUAGAAAAUCAGCUCAAAGGCUGAGAUCAGACACCCAGGGGUCUAACCAUAGAGCACACUACAGAGACUGAAAGACCACAGUACAAGGUGGGCCUCCUUAUUGUCCUUCAUAUUCCCCACAUCUUCCAUCACCAGAUACUCCUGAGCUGCUAAAAUGCAUCCAAGGGCUUCAGCAUAGAAUAAUCAGGCCCAACGUGUUAUGGCCCUGAUCUGAGUGAUAGCUAAGCUGCUGCCUGGGAUUUCAGGUGAGGUGAGAAAGUACAGAAUGGUUCCCAAGCAGACGGUUCAAGAUCCAAGACCUGAAAAUGCUCCAUUUCCCCUGAAGUAGAGGUGGAUGUGUGAGUCAUAAACAAACCAAAGGCAUUUUUGCUCACAACUUCCGAAGAACUCUAGUACACCUCCCCAAACCUCAGUGCCAGCAGAAAGGGCCCAUUCAUUGUAUCUAGCGUGCCUUGCAUGUUUUCCACUUCCUUCCCUAUGUUUAAGCUGUUCUUCCAGACUGGAAAGCCCUAUCCCUUUUGCAAAGUUUUCCUCAUGCUGAACAACUUGCUCAGCACCAUCUACUCCAUUGAGCCUCUCCAGACCACUCUGUCCCUUUCUUCCCCUCCCUCAAUGUACAAUUCACUUCUUUGAUGCUUAUCAUUCACAAUUUUGAUGCAUAGUUAUAUUUUCAUGUUUGUAUAUUUGAUUUCACAAGUACAUUGUAAACUUUUGUAGGGUAGGGGCCAUAUCUUAGACAUAUAUGUAUCCUCUAGACUUACAGAUAAAGAUCUGUAAGAGUGUUUGGCAAAUAGUAGAUAAUCAAUAAACAUUUGUUGAUUGAA